Molecule: messenger RNA, 5125 nt
Organism: Frieseomelitta varia
Lineage: Eukaryota; Metazoa; Arthropoda; Insecta; Hymenoptera; Apidae
Product: solute carrier family 22 member 21-like
Exons: 11
Coding region: 919-2643 (574 amino acids)
Biological process (GO): transmembrane transport
Cellular component (GO): membrane
Molecular function (GO): transmembrane transporter activity
Source: RefSeq, a predicted model, not a curated record
GAGCCAGGGAAGUAUCACGGUUAUAUCAGUCUUCGCGCAAAUGUCUAUAUAUCGUACAGUGAAAUUACAUAUCGGCUGUCUGAAAACGAAACACGCACAGUCUCGUAUCUCUCUAAAAAGCUUUCUCCGUGACGAUCUAUCGGGGGAUCGCGACGGGGAUCUUAGUCAGCAAUCGGUAUCGCUCAAGCGUGAUCAUGCUUCGCGCUUAUUGGAACGCGAUCGGCAGAGUAUCGAUCAUCUGGAACACGGCCUAUUAAAUCGGUGUCGUUAGUUAUCUCUUGGUGUUUCUUCGAAGCAACGUACUAUGGAGUACGUAACACAGUCAUGACCGGUGUACUCCGUAAUGGUACCGGAGCAAAUAAAGAAGUGCCGCUUUUGCUUUCUUCGACUUUCUAUCAGUGGAAAGAGGUGGCGUUUGUAGAAGGAGCAACGAAAACAAGCGGAUAUCCUCAUGAACGCAGAGAUACGGGCAUGGAAGUCCAAUCAGUCUUAUAGAACGUCUCUCAUAUCCGUAGAUAAACAGAAAGCUGUUGACCUAACUUUUAUAAUAAUCCAGAUAAGAGAGUGAGACGAAGUUGAAAAAAAGAAAAAAAAAAAAUGUUGCUGGCCACCGAAGCCUCGCGUCUCUCCCUCAACUUUUCGUCGCAUUCGCCGACCACUGUGCAUCACAGUCCACCUCCUACUUAGUUCUGGGUACAAACUUCCAUCGCCACUGUAUGACUAAGCACCGACAAACUUUCGAGUGUCUGAAGCUUCGCGAGCUCUGAGAAUAUAGGACAAAGGAGAGUGCCCUCCGAGAGAGGCGUUAAGUCGAGCGGUUUCGACGGGUAAAGGGGAAAACAUUUUUCCGCUUUAACGGCAGCCACUCAUCUCGUUGCUCGAGCCACGAUAUUAGACGAGUUUCUACGUAGCAACGUCAUGGGGUCCAGGAUGGGGUCUAGAAUCCUGAGAGGCGACGAGGAGGACAGCAUGAAGCUCUUCUGCUCGCAGAACGACGACUCGCCGACGAUCAAAGAUGGCACAGGGGAGAAGAGAGGAUCGGACAGGAAGCAGGAAGUGGAUCGUUUCGGAUACUAUCAAAUGAUUAUGUUCGCGAUAAUCAGUCUACCUCUGUUCUUGUCAGCAGGAUUUACGCUUGCCUACGUGUUCACAGCCGGCGAAGUUAAAUACAGGUGUGCGGUGCCAGAAUGUGAGAAUCCAUUGAACACAAAGUUCGACGUGCCGUGGAUGACAGACUCCGUGCCGCACGUGUCGGAGAUGUCCAAGUGCACCCGUUACGUCGUCCGGAAUCACACGGGGCUGUGCACGAAUCAGACUUUUAGUAACGCUACCCAGAAAUGCGAAUCGUGGAUCUACGAGCCAUCGGAGAACACGGUGCUCAGCGAGUGGGACCUCACAUGCGACGCUAAUCGAUGGAAACUCGCCCUUGUUGGCACGAUAAACAACGUCGGCCAAUUCGUUGGGCUGAUCUUCGCCGGAUACAUAUCGGACAAAUACGGAAGACGCACGAUACUGACGCUCACCACAUUCCUGAGUGGAAUCAGCGGCCUGAUACAUUCCUUCUCCGUGAAUUAUUGGAUGUUUCUCGCGUUCGAAUUUAUCGACGCGACUGUCGCGGCCGGUAUCUACAGCGCUGGAUUUAUUUUAGGGAUGGAAAUGGCAGGAGUAAAAGGUAGAGUACUGGCCAGUACGAUUAUCUGCUGUCUGUUCGCUGUGGGUGAGAUGUUGCUUGGAUUGAUCGCCAUGUGGCUUAGAUCAUGGCGUGUGAUACUUCGUAUGGUGUACGGGCCGGCAUUGCUGGCCAUACUGUUGCCAGUUCUGAUCCCGGAAUCAGUCAGGUGGCUAUUGGCGAAUGGGAAACACGAAAAGGUGGAGAGUAUUUAUCGGAAAAUGGCGCGUAUUAACGGGCUGCAAAUCUCCGAGGAGGCGCUCGGCGCGUUCAAAGAUAUAAACAUGGUGAAAACGGAGAAGACGGAGCAGCUGGCGACCGAAAAGAAGUCACCGGCGAUGCAAAUUUUGAACAGCUCGGUGAUGAUCACACGGCUGCUGACCUGCUCGUUCUGCUGGCUGACCAACACUUUCGUUUACUACGGGCUCUCGUUGAACUCGGUGGCCUUCGCCGGUGACAAAUACGUUAAUUUCAUAUUAGUCGCCAUCGUGGAAAUCCCGGCUUACUUCCUGACCUGGUUUCUCACCGAUUACGUUGGCCGUAAAGCUACCCUCUCCUCGUCUUUCUUACUGAGCGGGGCGUUCUGUCUGGCUAUACAAUUCGUACCGACAGGUUCGAUGAGCUUCCUACCGUUGGUCCUGUACUUGGGCGGGAAAUGGUGCAUCACGAUGUCCUUCUCGACCAUUUACAUUUACACGACGGAGCUGUUCCCCACGAACCUGAGACACUCCCUCCUUGGAAUUUGCAGCAUGACUGGCCGCAUGGGGUCAAUAUUGUCACCGCAAACACCUCUUUUGGCACAAAUCAUGCCGGAACUGCCGUUGAUUCUGUUCGGAUGUAUGGCGCUGGCCGCGGGGUUGCUGUCUCUCUUCUUCCCGGAAACGUUGGGAACGAAACUUCCGGACACGGUGUGGGAGGCGGAGAAUAUCGGCAAAGCGCAGCAGAAACAGGAAUUGCAGGAUUCGCCGUCUUAAAGGCGGCCGGAUGCACCCGCGGCGCGUUAUAAAUUCGGCGCGAAGAGAGCCAAACGCAAAACGGUGGAGAGUAGAGUAGGUAGGAAAAGGGAAAAAAGGGGAGAGACGAAUCGUCUGAGAGAAUUGGAACAAAAGUGAAAAAAAGGAGGGAAAAAAAAAGAAAAAAAAAGAAAAAAAAAAGGAAAGAGUCGAAGAAACCGAAAAACAUGCAGCGCGUGGCUUUCAAAAGUUUCUCUACCCCUGCGGUGCGAAGACUAUCGAGGUGCGACUGUGCGAUUCGCGUCUCGAAAGUUUCGCGAGCGAAGAGACUGGCUGGGAAACAAAGGAAGCUCCUGAACAGCGCCGCUGUUACGUAGAACGCUCGUUUUUGAAUGCGCGGUGAUCGAUCGUAGGGCUCGGCCCGAGUGAUCAAUUUCCCAUAAAAUUGAACUAAACUCGCGAAACGAGUCGACAACGAGUUGAUUGUAGACGAGAUAGUCGGGGAGGGGGGGGGGGGGGGGGAGGAAGGAAGGAGAGUGCCACUCUCGGGGGAGGAUUGGCAACUAUAUCAAGUUUAGUCGAUAAUUCGCUGGCUCGUUUAUUCCUUUUUCGCUUGCACCGGGCGGGAUCAGAGGUUCCAUCCCUGCACUGUUCGUUCAAUGAGUUUCUAACGCGGUUAAUUAUACCUCAUUGCUGCCAGUUAAGGCCAUCGUUUGUGCUAUCUGUUAUCUAGACGACUAUGUACGAAAGUUUAUGCUAAACGCCUCCCACUCGUUGUCUCACCAUUGCUUCCUUCAUUUAGGAGAAAAGACACAGAUAUACUCAGGUAUUUACACAGUAUUGCCGCAUCAUGUUCAUAAACGUAUAUUAGUCGGGUCCUUGUUUGCGUUUCCGGUUUUAAGCAUUCUGGAAAUACGAGUAUCGGUCAUCGUCGUCGGCGUAUAGAGCACCGUGCCAUGAUAGCGUAUCGUCUAGAAGGACGGGAUAAUAACGGUAAUUUAAUUUCCUGUAUAAAUAUAUAUUUACACGAAAAUAUUAUUAUUCGAAACGAGAGAAAGAGAGAGAGAGAGAGAGAGUAAUAUUCCACCGGUGGAAUACUUAUGUAACCGUCGCACAAAGUGCAGCGGUACAAUCGUUCGUGGAAAUUACGUGGAAACACACGGUGGAUAGGCCACAGUGUUGUUUUAGAGAGUUACGAAGAACAAUUGUAUUACAAACCGGUGCUCGUAAUGCACGAUGGAAAUAUUUUGUCACGUUACACGCAAUUGUUCUUACGAUACUGACCCUUUCGCGGCGGUAUUAUCAAUUUUCUCGGAGUAUUAACUGAAAUAUUAACGCGAUACACUGGAGCGUUACGCGGCGUAUUGCCUGAAACAUUAAUGUAAAUAUCUUCGAACGCCACGUAGUUCCUCUGCAACGUGUUUUCAUCAACGAUAACUCGUAAACCCUGUACAUAUACACGUAACGCAGAAUCGUUGAUGUCGCUCGAAGAUAUUUCCAUCGUGCCGCGAGUAACAGAAUUCACCGACGCCUUCUGCAGAAAUCGUAUUUGUUAAGAUCGAGCCACGAACAUGCAUACACGUAAUAAGAUAUCGUAUGUAUAUUAGACAUUAAUGUAAUAAUAUACAAUACAUACAGCAUUUACGAAAACCUUUGGCUGUUGUCAAUUUUACCUCCCACGUUCCCGAGAGUUCUCGACAUUGGCAAGAAACUUCCAUCUAAAUACUUGUACGUAACGCAGUGCAGCGUCUGGCUGGUGCUUUGCUCAAAUUUAAACGAACGUUUUCGAUACCUGGUUUUUCCAAUUACAGUCGCACUUUCGUAAUUUCAUUGCUCGGGGGAUUUUCAUUUUAAUGAAAAAUGAAUUGCUGUUGCACGAGCGAAAUGCAAUAUUCUACGAGAAUUACUCAAUAAUUGGGCAAAAAAAGAAAAAGAAAAGUCAAGAAAUCGAAGAUGGAUCUUUCCCCUUGCGAAAGCAAAAUAAAACGUAGCAACGAGGGAAAGAAGGCACUUCAAAUUAUGCAAAGAUGCACGAACCUCCGCGUGAUGCACGAGUUAAGAGCAUUUACUCGCCACUGCCUGGAGGCCAGAGCUCCCGAAAUGAAAGUACCGCCGUCAUUAUCUGCCCUCAUUUGAAAAAAAUGAAAGGGCGAAGUUGGCUUUUGUGCGAGGCACAUAAAGGAGUUAAACGCGACGCGAAAUCCGGCGCCACAGUGUCAAAGGGCCAAUGCCGCGUAACGCUGCCUGGCAUCUUCGUUCCUCGCCGUAUAUUUUAAUACAUAUACACGCGGAUUUAGAUAUUUCAUUCUGACAAAUCCUCGGCGCCGCGCGCUGGGCUUGAACGCCGGCUCAAAGGAAAUUGAAGCGAGAGCGAGGCCAGGCUAGCCCAACUGGCUCUGGCUGCAAUAGGGCUGCACGGUGUAUGCUGCACGCGAUCCGGCUGCUUAUUUUAUGUUUACAGAUGACUCGGCCUCGUAAUAAAUAUCGUUGUCCAGCCCACAAA